Molecule: messenger RNA, 1806 nt
Organism: Chaetomium globosum CBS 148.51
Lineage: Eukaryota; Fungi; Ascomycota; Sordariomycetes; Sordariales; Chaetomiaceae
Exons: 5
Coding region: 1-1806 (601 amino acids)
Biological process (GO): mitotic spindle organization
Cellular component (GO): protein phosphatase type 2A complex; cytoplasm; nucleus
Molecular function (GO): peptidyl-prolyl cis-trans isomerase activity; protein tyrosine phosphatase activator activity
Source: RefSeq, a predicted model, not a curated record
AUGGCCGGCAAACAACCAACCCCAGCACCCGCAACACCGGUGCCAAUCAGCUGGCCAUCCCACAUACCUUACCUUACAGCGCCCUCUUACUCACCACACCUAACCCCCGCCCACCUCCGGGCUCUCCGCACCCGCGCAGCGGACCCAUCAGACCCGCUCCCGGAAAUCUCCCGCGACCUCAAGCCGGGCCCGUGUCCGUCAGUCCGCAUCACCCCGAUCACCGACCCGGCCCACCCCGCACACGGCCAAGCCGGCCUCUUCGCAACACGCGACCUCGCACCCGGCGCACUAAUCCUCCCAUACCUCGGCGAAGUGCACGUCGGCACGGCGCCGUUCGGCCGCCCACCCCAAGGCGGCGGUGGCGGUGGCGACGAUUACGACUACGCCGGGUCGGACUACGACCUGUGGCUGGACCGGGAGGGGGACCUGGCGGGUGGACGCGGCGCGCGCGGGGAACGAGGCGAGGUUAUGAGGAAAUGGGAAGAAGAGGAGCUUUUAUCAAUGGAUGGCUCCGGCCGCGAUCUCAGCCCUGGCGACCUGAAACCUAGGCCUUCCAUUCUCAGAAUGCCCCACGAUCACAGCACCUUUUCAGGGGCACGAAGCUCCCAACGACCCCGCCAUGACGACAGCGGGGCUGCAGCGGCUGUGCCCCACUACCCGCUCGGCAGCAAACCGCCAUCAAUCAACCUCGACCGAAACUUCAUCUUCCAACUUCGUGCCAUCAAGCAAUCACAAACAACCUCUGAAAAUGGACCCGCCUCCACCACCAUCGUCAAUCCCCCAACCCCAACCACAAGCCCACCCCACACCCUCCUCAUCUUCCACACUCCCCGCAAAACCACCGCCGUGCUUCCGUCACCUCACCAUCCUCCCCCCCUCACAAGCCCACCCCUUCACAAACCCCAAAAGAAAAUCACCCCCGGAACCGACCUGCUGCACUUCCUCUCCUCACGUGGAAAAAGAGAAAAAGGCACCUGCACUCCUGCAACUCAACCGCGCCCUAUGCCGCGCAAGACCACGGCGGCAUCUCAGAAGUACCUCAGGGUUGUGAGGAAGUUGAUCUUGACAUAUAACCUUGAGCCGGCGGGAUCGCAUGGCGUAUGGGGCCUCGACGACCAUUCCUUUCUGCCGUACAUCUUCGGGUCGGCACAGCUUACACGACCUAUCACCGAAGCCGAGCCCAUGCCGUUGGAAGGCUCCCUUCCCGGCGCACCGCGGCCCUCAGAUGUCGCCAAACCCGCCACGGUUGACCUCUACCGCGAGUCCAACAUGUACUUCUCGGCCAUCGGCUUCAUCAACGACGUCAAGACGGGUCCGUUUUGGGAGCACAGCCCGAUCUUGUUUGAUAUCUCGGGCAUCAGGGACGGCUGGGGCAAGAUCAACAAGGGCAUGAUCAAGAUGUUCAACGCUGAAGUGCUCUCCAAAUUCCCGGUUGUUCAGCACUUCCAGUUCGGGUCGCUGUUUUCAUGGGACCCCGAUCCGGAGGCCGCUGUGCCGGCGCAGACGGUGCACUUGGCAAACCAGCCGAGUAACGUCAACCCCUCCCCCGCCGGGAGCGGGCCGGGGACUGCUGCCCCCUGGGCGCAAGCUACAAAGAUGCCCGGUGCUACCGCCGGGGUGCCACCGGGACCCGGAAUCCCGUACUCGAGGGCGCCGUGGACCGGUGGGGGAAGUUCGGCGCCAACGAUGCCGAGGGGGGGUGCCCCGGAUGCUGGGCCGCCUCCGCCGACGGCGUUUCCGCGGGGCAAGCCGGGGACAGCGAGCAACCAGUUUGCCGUGACCAAGGCACCGUGGGCGAAGGAUUAA